Diceros bicornis minor is the source of this 3560-nucleotide messenger RNA. RefSeq names its product serine palmitoyltransferase long chain base subunit 2 (gene SPTLC2). Gene Ontology annotation, biological process: sphingosine biosynthetic process; ceramide biosynthetic process. The coding region runs from base 807 to 2453 and encodes 548 amino acids. The transcript has 12 exons. Gene Ontology annotation, molecular function: pyridoxal phosphate binding; serine C-palmitoyltransferase activity. NCBI's taxonomy places the organism in Eukaryota, Metazoa, Chordata, Mammalia, Perissodactyla, Rhinocerotidae. The record is from RefSeq and is a predicted model, not a curated record. Gene Ontology annotation, cellular component: serine palmitoyltransferase complex.
AGCAGAGGUCAUGUGAGCACACAGUGAGAUGCAGGCUGCCUACAAGCCAAGAGAAGAGCCUCAGAAGGAAACCUACCUUGCUGGCACCUUGACCUUGGACUUUUCAGCCUCCAGAACCAUGAGAAAUAUAUUUCUGUUGUUUAAGCCACGCCAUCUGUGGUAUUUGGUUAUACUAAAAGACCUUCUAGCUUAGGAGGGCUGGUAGCUUCCUGCCGUUGCUUAUUUCUGGGCUGUCUCAUUGUCUCCUGCAGGCUUCUCAGCUUUUCCAUCACCAAUGCUUUGCAUUAAACUCUCUCUGUUUCAAGUACUCAGAGUGGUUUCCUUUUCCCGAAGGCACUCUGAAUGAGUCACUGUAUCAUUCUCAGGGACAUUACAUGGACUAGGAUAUAUCCAGCUCCCGCCCCUGGCAAUACAGUGUGCUGCUUAAGAAAUACACUAUAAAACUAGCUGACCUGAGUCUGAAUCCUCACCCCACCACUCUCCUGUUCAGUCGCCAUAGUGUGACAUUAGUCUCACUAAGUCUCAGUUUUCUUAUCUGCAAAAUGGGGAUAAAAAUACUAAAGUUUAUCCCAUAGAGGAAAUAAUGCCUGAAAGGUACAUAGCAUAGUGCCUGGCACAGAGAGUGUUCAAUAAGUGUCAGCUAAUAUAAUAGGGCAGGGCCUGGUGAGAAGCUGACACUGUCGGCCAUAAUUACCAGAUGUUCUUAUAACUUACAGUAUGUAGUCAGUCUUCUAACAGCACUGUGAGCCUCUUGUGGAGCGUCCUAGAAACUUGUUUAUAAUCCCCUACAGUGUCCAGAACAUAACAUGGGAGCCUCAGAAGGUCAGGUUCAACGGGAGCCAAGAGAGCCAAUUUACCAAGAAAGGCGCAGCGGGAGGUGGCCAUGUUCAUUCUUGGUUCAUCAUGUUACACAAAAUGGAGGCCUAUAUAAAAGACCAUUUAAUGAAGCUUUUGAAGAGACUCCAAUGCUGGUUGCUGUGCUUACUUAUGUGGGGUAUGGUGUACUCACUCUCUUUGGAUAUCUUCGAGAUUUCUUGAGGCACUGGAGAAUUGAAAAGUGUCACCAUGCAACAGAAAGAGAAGAACAACAGGACUUUGUGUCAUUGUAUCAGGAUUUCGAAAACUUCUAUACAAGGAACCUCUACAUGAGGAUUAGAGACAACUGGAAUCGACCAAUCUGUAGCGUGCCUGGAGCCAGGGUGGACAUCAUGGAGAGACAGUCUCAUGAUUACAACUGGUCGUUCAAGUACACAGGGAAUAUAAUUAAAGGUGUUAUAAACAUGGGUUCCUACAACUAUCUUGGAUUUGCACGGAAUACUGGAUCAUGUCAAGAAGCAGCUGCCAAAGUCCUAGAGCAGUAUGGAGUUGGAGUGUGCAGCACCCGGCAGGAAAUUGGAAACCUGGACAAGCAUGAAGAACUAGAGAAGCUCGUGGCAAGUUUCUUGGGAGUAGAAGCUGCUAUGGCAUACGGCAUGGGAUUUGCAACAAAUUCAAUGAACAUUCCGGCUCUCGUUGGCAAAGGUUGCCUGAUUCUGAGUGAUGAGCUGAACCAUGCAUCACUGGUUCUAGGAGCCAGACUCUCAGGAGCAACCAUUCGAAUCUUCAAACACAACAAUAUGCAAAGCCUAGAGAAGCUGUUGAAAGAUGCCAUUGUUUAUGGUCAGCCUCGGACUCGAAGGCCCUGGAAGAAAAUUCUAAUCCUCGUGGAGGGAAUAUAUAGCAUGGAGGGAUCUAUUGUUCGCCUCCCUGAAGUGAUUGCCCUUAAGAAGAAAUACAAGGCGUACUUGUAUCUAGAUGAAGCUCACAGCAUUGGGGCUUUGGGCCCUACGGGUCGAGGUGUGGUGGAUUACUUUGGCCUGGAUCCUGAGGAUGUGGACGUUAUGAUGGGAACAUUCACCAAGAGCUUUGGUGCUGCUGGAGGAUACAUUGGAGGCAAGAAGGAGCUGAUAGACUAUCUGCGAACACAUUCUCAUAGUGCCGUGUACGCCACGUCACUGUCACCACCUGUGGUGGAGCAAAUUGUCACCUCUAUGAAGUGCAUCAUGGGGCAGGAUGGCACCACUCUUGGCAAAGAGUGUAUACAGCAGUUAGCAGAAAACACCAGGUAUUUCAGGAGACGUCUGAAAGAAAUGGGCUUCAUCAUCUAUGGAAAUGAAGAUUCUCCAGUGGUGCCUUUGAUGCUCUACAUGCCAGCCAAAAUUGGCGCCUUCGGACGGGAGAUGCUGAAGCGGAAUAUUGGUGUGGUUGUGGUGGGAUUCCCUGCUACCCCAAUUAUUGAGUCCAGAGCCAGGUUUUGCCUGUCAGCAGCUCAUACCAAAGAAAUACUUGAUACUGCUUUAAAGGAGAUAGAUGAGGUUGGGGACCUAUUGCAGCUGAAGUAUUCUCGUCAUCGGUUGGUACCUCUACUGGACAGGCCUUUUGACGAGACUACGUAUGAAGAAACAGAAGACUGAGCCUUUUUGGUGCUCCCUUAGAGGAACUCUCCCUCACCCAGGACAGUGUGUGCCCUUUCUGAGCCAGUUCCAGGAACAACACUUCUGUGGCCAUCUCAUGUGAAAGACACGCCCUCAACUACUGAUGGUGGCCACCUCGACUCAAAAUGGCAUUUUGUAAAUAGUAGAAAACUGCUUCAUACUCUUCCCUUGCUCCAUUUCACCUUUAAAGAAAGAAGUGUCUCGCUUUGCUUUUUUGUCCAUUAAAAAAAAGUUUUAUCUGAUAAUUGUGAAAUCAUGCUGACCCUAGCCCAACUCGGUCUAACCACACAGGCCAUUACCCUCUCUCAGCCACCUCGCAGACUGGGGCCCAUCAAAAGCUCCUGCUGGCCCUGGCACUGCAACCUUGAGACUCGUGUGUCCCCCUGCCUAGGGAGCAAGUGCCUUCCACUUACUUCCAGUCCAGGUCUCAGAGGUCACCAACCUUGGACUCCUUAGUGAACCAGUCAAGGAAUCACCCAAAGUGUUAAGUUUAGUCUCAAGUUUAGCCAUUUAAGAAAAACAGUAAACUCUCGCAUGGCUGAAAUUCCCCCUCUUUGUUUAACUCCCCCUGGCCGGGUGCCUCCCGAGGCUUGGUCUUGUUCCAUUUUGUUCUGGUCACCAGAUUGAUUUCUUCCUUCACCAUCAAAUAUUUCUUCAUAAUGGUCACCAUCUGAGGGUUUGUCCCAUUUCUGGGUUCUUCCCAAGCUCUAAGCCAGGACUCCCACCCCCUAUUUAAAACAUGUAAAUUAUUUUAAAAGCACCCACAUCCCACCCUGGUCAGACCUCUGUGGUGAAGCUGACUCUCCCACCUCACCGUUCUGUGUACAGAGCUGCUCAGUGCAGGGCCAUGCACUCCUGCUCAGGUGAGCGGGCGGGGCGGGGCGGGCAGUGUGGAACAGUUGAUGACUACCUGCAGAAUGUCCGUGGUAUGGUUCUUAUUGCUUUCUACUUUUCAAAAUUAUGAUGGCCUCUGCCUGGGUCUGGGUCCAGAUUAGGAUUUAAACUGAUAAAGGAAAAUGUUGGUAAAUCCUCUGCUCAGAAAUGAUUUGUCACGUUCCUAUUUAAGGAUUAAAGUUGUUAACUUAC